CACAGCUUGAAUGCUAACUAACAUGGUGUGCAACGAGUCAGAGUCUCGAGGCUUGUCCACCCAUACACACACACUCGUGUUCUCAUUCAUCCACAGUACGCUACGCUACAGUCACAUUGAACGGCCCUCUCCUCAACACAUGCAGCUUGUCAGCACAACUGCAUAAUACAAAACAGACACGUCUGUAUCCACAUUCACAAACACACACGCGCAUCAUCAUCCCAUUACGUGUGUGGCCCUCUCACCUUCAUGGUCUAAGGCGCCUGGCCGUCAAGCACGAUAACCGCGAUCAGCUCGAGGACGCUGCGCGCCAUGGCGGCCGUCAGGGGGCACCGCUGUAGAAAGGGCGCAUCAUUGGCCACACCUGCUGCUGGCGCCUCGGUGGUACGAAUGGUGACGCGCACUGUAUGCAGACAAGAGCGGAUGAUCAGACGACACGACAGCAUGAGCACACGCUGUGCAUACGUGUACGUACCAUUCUGGUUGUCGCCUGGUGGGAUGUCAAAGUUAAUCCAUGCGAUGAAUGGGUCGGCAGCCGUUGUCAGCACAUGCAGCUGCCCACAGGCCCCAUUUGGCGCCUCCCAUGUCAUCACAUCCGCGCAUCCAUUGGGCGGUGUGUAUGGCGAUCGAGUCAUGAUGCAGUCGAGAUGGCCACCACGCACACGCCUGACAGACAGAGACGUUCAUAUUAGCACAAAGCGUACGUCCAUCGACUCACCGGUCCACCAGCACUGCUGGCGAGUAGGUGAAGCCGCUCACAGCCUGCACCCGGUAACGCAGCACCACCUCCUUCAGCAUGCAGCUCGCCGAUGUGAAAACAGGCCCGUUGUUGACGCCAACCGUCGCCCAGCCCACACCAUGGUGCCACCGAAUGCGGCUGCGGACUGGCGGGUCAUGCGGCUUGGCGUGGUGAGUGAAGGGGUGUUGCGAGAAGGGGUGGACGGGGCGGUUGGGGAGGAGGACGGGCGGGUUGAUGGUGAGGGCGAAGCCGGGCUCGUUGCGGAUGGCGCGAAUCUCGUUGUUGUGGCGGAACAGCUCGAGUGUGCCGUCCUGCUGGCCGGUGGAGCGGCGGAAGGUCACACGGCGGCCGACGAGCAUCCACUGCGCACAGAAACGGGGCAGCGCAAGGAAAUCCUGCAGUCAACACACACUCAUCCAGCAGCUCGCCCACUGCCUCUUCUGUAUGUUGUGCUUAUCGCCUUGAUGGCGUAUGUCUGCAGGUCUCCAGCACCCACAGUGACCGGCAGCUGGCAAUAGCGGCACUGCUUGGCGACUCUGGGUGUGUCGCCCACCUCCCCCCAGCCGCCCUCGCCCUCCUCCUCCACCAUCCACAUGGCCUUCAUCACAUCGCCGUGGCUCAGCUGAUCGUCGAAGUGCACCACACCAGUCAGCCCCGCCCGCUCGAUGGCCUUCGGCAGCCGAAGGCGGCGGACAAUCGGCCGGAGGGCAUUUCUGGUGGGUCGGGCUGUCGACUUGAGGUGGGCGAUGGCAGUGAGGUCAGACAGUGCCAGGAUGAUGCUCAUGGGGUUGGCAGGGAUGUCAUUCAGGUGCAGCCGUCGCGCCUGAUGACACACAGACAGAAGGACAUACACAGACAGCACAUAAGAGGUGCACCCCACAUCAGUGUGGGUCUUGUGUGUGUGCCUGCCCGUGGUCACUCCCCCACUCACAUAUGUGCGGCGAUGUCUUGUGAGUGCGAUGGUCGAGUUGAUGGUCUCUGCCAACUCGGCCAGCAGGUCGGACACAGCAGCAAACUGACGACUCACCUUGGCCACCGUCUGACCAAUAAAUCAACACGACGAGAGCAAGCCAAGCAAAGAAGACUCCACAGACACACAGAGGGCCUUGUGGUGUGUGGUGUGGUUGGCAGCCUGCCGCACCAGUGGUGCCAUCGAAGCAGCGGUGUCCAUCUGCAGAAGUUGGUCGAUGCAGCUGUUGACCUGCACACACACACACACACGCCCACCACACACACAAGCAAGCAGCCGAUGAGCUUUGGAUGCACUGCAUGGAAUGGACGAGUCGGUAUGUGUGUUGGUCAGCUGAUACCUGAGCCUGCUUCAGCCGAUAGCCUUCUACCCGGGGCAGCAGCUGCGCCUGUAUCGCUGCCAUCGUCUGCAGAGAUUCGCACGACAAAGCCACAGACAAACAUGCCAUGGAUCAGAUCACGCGCUCUGCUCAUGCUUUGCUUGGCCUGCAGGCUUCUCUUCCCUCACCUCAGUGGUGACGCCGUCCAUCGUCCAAGCCACUGGCCCUCAAGGCAUAUGAAUCAAACUGAUCCUUGGAUGCUUCAACAGGCUUUGCUCGCCUCCGUCAUCACAGGAGUAUCAUCGAAUCCCCUCCUCCACCAACCACCAG
Messenger RNA from Vitrella brassicaformis, 2358 nucleotides. The record is from the annotation of a GenBank genome assembly. Lineage: Eukaryota; Vitrellaceae.